Molecule: messenger RNA, 1973 nt
Organism: Drosophila arizonae
Lineage: Eukaryota; Metazoa; Arthropoda; Insecta; Diptera; Drosophilidae
Gene: aqz
Product: aaquetzalli
Source: RefSeq, a predicted model, not a curated record
AUAGUUGAACAGUGAAAACAAAUUCCUAAAAAUAAAUUCACAAAAAUUAAUAAUCCGUAUAACAGAAGUGGAAAAGAAAAACCCCCCGCAGCUGCAAAGCAAUCAGUAACUGCGACACACAUACAGUCGUCUUCUUCACUCUCACACCGCGUUACCAAAAUCAGUGAGUGUGCGAGCAAGCUAGACUGAAGCAGCAGCAACAGCAAUAUUCGUGUGAAAAGGUUUACAACUCAAAGACCCGGGACCCAGGCUUGGAUGACAGCUACGACAAAGGCAAAAAAAGAAGAGAAAAAAGAAAAGUAAGAGAGUUGGAAAAUUAGGGCUAAGAAGGAUAGCCUAACAAAAAGAGAUAAAUCAACAGACUGAUAAACAAUACAUAAAGUUAAACUAUAUAAAGUAUAUUAACUAAAGCUGUAUAUAUAUAACGAGACACAAACCGAACCCAGCAGCUACAGAAGUAAAUAAGAAGAAAAUUGAACAACGUGAGCAACCGUAAACCCGUUAGCCGCUACUAUAGGAUAGAUUGAGAGUGGAGCAGGAGUUGAAGAGGGAGAGAGAACGGUAGUAGCAUCGUCGAAGCGAACCAGAGUGACGAAGGAGACAACGGAUACGGAGGAAGCAAGGUAGCAGCAGGUCGCGUUUGUUAUCGAUAAAUAAAAAGAAAACUAUAAAUAAAAAUUGAUUUUAAGUGCGUGUGAUAUUUAACGUUAAGCAUUAAUUUAGCCAAUAACCAAAAAAAAAAAAAAGGCAAAAAAGCAGAAAUUUUAACAAAGAAAGAAGAGAGAUAGAUCGAACGAGAAAGGAAAAGAGGAGAGAGCGCACUUUGGGUUAAGCUCAGUUUAGAUUGAAAAAGAAGAGGAAGAAGCAGCAACAGUGUUGGAGAAGCUUUUAACAGUGAAAGCAACGAAAAGCAAGAAAUUACUAUGACAUACUCGCACAAUAGUGUUAGAAACAACAUCAAAAUGACAACAGCAUCUGCAACAAAGUCCAUACGCUUGAAAAAGGGCGCCACAACCCCAUCACCGCCCCCAACAUCCACAACAACAAUAGAUACAGCAACACCCACGGUAAAUGCACAUUCCAACAGUAUUGCCAGCAGUACAAACUUCAGCAAUCAGCACUUCCAGCAGCAGCAUGUUUUAAGCACAUCGCCCACCCACUGUGCCCCCAUCACGCCCAACAAUCGCAUGCAGCAGCAGCAACGCCUGCAAAGCCAAUCCGCAGGCGCAAAUCAGCGUAGUCGCCAGCAGCGACAAUCGCCCCAGCAGAUGGGCGGUGGCGGCUUCUUCUUCGCGAACAAUAAUCGACGCAAUGGCGGCGGUCCCCGAUCGCCACAGUCAGCAGCAGGAGCGGCAGGAGCUGGAGCAACCGGCAGCAACAACGGCUAUGUACGCCAAUCUCCGGCUACGAUUUUGGGUGGCGGCUUCUCACCGGCUGCAUUUGGUUCUGCGCGCAAGCAACGUCGCAGUCCAACAACAACACCAACGAGCAGCUUUGGGGUGGGCGGGAAAAUAUCACCACAGCAUCAACUGAUACCCACCGCCUUGACGCAUUUCGCUGGCAGCAAAUGCUUCGAUGCACCAGCACCAACGGCAUUGCCCAAGCCGCCGCAGCACUGGACAUCACUGUCCAAAUCCGAGGAGAAAUUGGUAGCCAGCAGCGCUGGCACCGCCUUGCAGAGUUUGUUGCGUGGCGGCGACAGAUGCAGUGCGUCCAAAUUGCAGCAGGGCCAUGGUGGCGCCGGUAGAUACGUGGUGAAGUCGUCCAAGCGCAAUCUCCUGGAUGAUUUCGAUACGCACAAUCUGAAACUGUUGCUGAACAUGCAGUCGUAACGCAGGAACCACAUCUAGAACUACAACAAUAAACUGAACAUGGAGGACCCAACACGAACCCGUCAGACUUGGAAAUGAGAAAGGAAACGAUAAACAAAAAUAAUAAAAGGAUCAAAAAAUAUAAAAAUUGUAAAAACUACA